Messenger RNA from Archocentrus centrarchus (flier cichlid), 2672 nucleotides. It is a transcript of the gene dapk3, whose product is annotated as death-associated protein kinase 3. Bases 141 to 1505 code for a protein of 454 amino acids. Gene Ontology annotation, cellular component: nucleus; cytoplasm. Gene Ontology annotation, molecular function: protein serine/threonine kinase activity; ATP binding. The transcript has 9 exons. Gene Ontology annotation, biological process: intracellular signal transduction; protein phosphorylation; positive regulation of apoptotic process. The record is from RefSeq and is a predicted model, not a curated record. Lineage: Eukaryota; Metazoa; Chordata; Actinopteri; Cichliformes; Cichlidae.
GUUCCGCCGCGGUUAGCCUGAUGCUUCUCUGUUGGGGAGUUCACACACAACUACUUGGCAGAGGAAUGCAGCACUCGUAGCCAGCCGUACUGAAAUCUGAAGGCUUUGCUCCCAUCAUCAUCAUAAGAGCCAGCAACACUAUGGCUGGCUUCAGGCAAGAGGAUGUUGAGUUGUACUAUGAAAUGGGAGAGGAGUUGGGCAGCGGACAGUUUGCCAUCGUCCGUAAGUGCAAGGAGAAGAGCACAGGCGUCGAGUAUGCAGCUAAGUUUAUCAAGAAACGACGACUGUCGUCCAGCCGGCGGGGGGUGAGCCGCGAAGAGAUCGAGCGGGAGGUCAACAUACUGCGUGAGAUCCAGCACAGCAACAUCAUCACCCUGCACGACAUCUUUGAAAACAAGACGGAUGUGAUCCUGAUUCUGGAGCUCGUGUCCGGAGGAGAGCUGUUCGACUUCCUGGCUGAGAAAGAAUCUCUGACUGAGGAGGAGGCCACUCAGUUUCUCAAGCAGAUCUUGGACGGCGUUCAGUACCUCCACUCCAAACGCAUUGCUCACUUUGACCUCAAGCCUGAGAAUAUCAUGCUGCUGGACAAGAACGUCCCCAACCCCAGGAUCAAGCUGAUAGAUUUUGGGAUCGCUCAUCAGAUCAAAGCAGGAAACGAGUUCAAAAACAUCUUUGGAACACCAGAGUUUGUUGCACCAGAAAUAGUCAACUAUGAGCCACUGGGAUUGGAGGCAGACAUGUGGAGCAUCGGUGUCAUCACAUAUAUUCUGUUGAGUGGUGCCUCGCCGUUUCUGGGUGAGACCAAACAGGAGACUUUGACCAACAUCUCCGCUGUCAACUAUGACUUCGAUGAAGAGUAUUUCAGCAACACCAGCGAGCUGGCAAAAGACUUCAUACGCCGUCUGCUUGUCAAAGAUCCAAAGAAGAGAAUGACAAUUGAUGACAGUCUUGAGCAUCCCUGGAUUAAGGUGAUCAAGAGGCGGAACGUACGCCAGGAGGACAGAGAUCACAAGGCUGAGCGCCGACGCCUGAAGACUACUCGUCUGAAGGAGUAUACCAUCAAGUCCCACUCCAGCAUGCCACCAAACAACACCUACGUCAACUUUGAGCGCUUCUCCCAGGUGCUCGAGGAGAUCGCAGCAGCCGAGGAAGGCCUGAAGGAGCUGGAGCGCAACCAGCGCUCGUGCCGUGAGGACGUGGCGGCGCUGCUGUCUAUAUAUGAGGAGAAGGAGGGGUGGUACAAGGAAGAGAACCAGAGCAUCUCCGGUGACCUGAACCACAUCCGCCAAGAGCUGCAGCGCACUCAGGUGCAGCGAAAGAAGUGCCAGGAGGACGCGCGGGUCACCAUGCAGUCGACCAACAUCCUCAAGCGCAAAUUCGGGCGCUUGGAAAAUCGCUACGAGGUCCUGGCCGAGCAGGUGGCCUCUGAGGUCCGCUGGGUGGAGGAGCUGGUAAAGUCGAUAUCAGUGGAGAAGGACGGCCUCAGCUCUGGGAGCACGCCCUGAGCUGCGCUGACAUCCAGCAGUGACUUUUCAUUCUCAAGUUUUCCUCCUGCCCAUCGUCUCUGCUCGUGUGCCGCACGGUGGAGUUUGAGAGGGUCAGUCGUCAUCAUAAGCUGCACCGCCGCUGCUGCUGUCGCCCACAGUUCCACUAUUUUUAUGUCACGCUUGAGAGAACGAGAAGCAGGGAGGCAACACAUGGAAGCCAUUCCCCUUUGAAAAAUCUCAUUCCUGUGUCAUAUGAAUUUAUUUAUAAUUUUAGUAAUUUCAUGUACUGUAAUUCAGCUCUUUGUUUUUGUUUUUUGUUUUUUACAAAUAUAAAUGGAUUCAUUUGUUUACCUUAACCUGGUUGUAAUUUUAAAAACUGAUCUUAACUUCCUGUUGCUUUAAAAGCCAUAGCUCUCCAAUCAUCUGUUCCUGCCUCAGGUCACCGGCUUGUCAUAUGUGAAAGCUUCACAAUAUUUGGCAUAUAUUAUCAGAUUUGUGAGGCAUUCAGGGGUAUUUAUUUUUGCAUCUUACAUUUGAUUUCAGCUGACUUUAAAAUUCAUAUUUGGGGAGAAUCGUUUAUAAAUUAUGCAAACCCUCAGCACAGAAUAAAGAGUUUUAGUGCUUUAUUUUAAUGUCUGUUGUUUCUUAAUAAGUUUAUUGAACAUUUCUGGGAAAAAUAUGCUCAUUACAGAUAAAAUGGAGGCAGUUAUGAGUCUUUUUAGGUUUAUUUUUUUUAAUAAGUUAUGUUGACAGAAGUAGCUUUUUGCAUCCCCAAGAGAUUUUAAUCCAGUAAAAUCAGCAGCAAGGUAAUUCAGUAAUAUUUUUUAACCAUUUUCCUUUCAUGCAGAUAUAACGUUUUUGCAAAAUAAAAAACACAAAAAAUACACACAAUAUAUAAAAUCUCCAUGGUUAAAUUUCUUUUGGAUGAAUUGGUUAAAGAAGUUUAAUUAAUUCAGUAUAACAAUCAAUCCAUUUACUAUUUUUUUUUUUUUUUUUUUUGCCAUCUAUCCUUCCAAAGUAGUUCCUAAGUAUUGUUUGACUCGCCCCGUUUUACCUGUAAUUGGUACAGUAAGUGUCCCAGAAAAUAAGUUGUAAAUUGUUCUUAUGGGAAUGUAUAAACUCAUCUUUGCAGUGCCUGUAAUCUGAUCAACCUUAUUGCCUCUGUGAGCAGUCAUCUGUCACCCA